Gymnodraco acuticeps is the source of this 2815-nucleotide messenger RNA. Its product is annotated as flavin-containing monooxygenase FMO GS-OX-like 8. The coding region runs from base 315 to 1421 and encodes 368 amino acids. Lineage: Eukaryota; Metazoa; Chordata; Actinopteri; Perciformes; Bathydraconidae. Gene Ontology annotation, molecular function: NADP binding; flavin adenine dinucleotide binding; N,N-dimethylaniline monooxygenase activity. The transcript is spliced from 9 exons. The record is from RefSeq and is a predicted model, not a curated record.
UACCUCUUGCUGCCACCAGGUGUCACCAAUUGUCAGCUUUUCUCAAUUUUAAAUGUGUUUUUUUGUGUUUUGUUUUUAAGGCAUUACUCUGUUCCUAACAUCCCGACCACAGAGAGAACUUUAAAGGGUGAGGAUGCUGCGGGUGGCGGGUGGUCGGGGGAGGGGCGGCGGGUCUCUGUGCAGCGCGGCACAUCCUGUCAAAGGGGAAACGCUUCGCCCCCCCCGUGGUGUUCGAGCUCACCGACAACAUUGGGGGAACCUGGUGCUACGACGAGAGAAUCACGUACGACAACGGGAGGCCGGUUCACAGCAGCAUGUACCGAGACCUACGGACGAAUCUUCCCAAAGAGGUGAUGAUGUUUCCUGAUUUCCCCUUCGACUCCAAGCUGAGCAGCUUUUUGCCGCACCACGAGGUCCAGAACUACCUGGAGAAAUACUGCCAGAGCCAUGGCAUCCGGCCUCACAUCCGCUUUAACACAGCGGUGGAGAAGGUGACGCCUGUUGUUUUGGCGUUGGAGGAAAACAAUGAACAGACGACGUGGGAGGUGACGUCUUGUGACUCCUCCGGUCUUCAGAAAACAGAAACCUUCGACUCCAUCUUCGUCUGCUCCGGGCAUUACUCUGUUCCUAACAUCCCGACCAUACCGGGGAUGGAGAACUUUAAAGGACAGGUGCUCCACAGUCACUCGUACAGAUCUGCUGAGUCGUUCUCAGGGAAGACCGUCAUCGUUCUGGGAGCAAAAGCUUCAGGACUGGAUAUUUCCAUGGAGCUGGCUAACGCUGGAGCCCAGGUGCGUCUGAGUUUCUCCGGUCCUCCGUUCACCUUCCCUCUUCCUGACGGGAUCCAGGAGGCCAGUUUAGUCGAGGCGGUCGAGAGAGACGGCAGCAUUCGCUUCCAGGACGGCUCCUCGGGCCCUGCAGACGUCCUGCUGUUCUGCACCGGAUACGUCUUCAGCUUCCCGUACCUGGACGCCGCUCAGCUGAAGCUACAGAUCCAGGAUCAGCUGCUGGCGCCCCUGUACCGCCACAUGAUGCCCCCCAACUUCCCCUCGCUCUUCUUCAUCGGCAUGUGCAAACUCAUCUGCCCCUUCCCCAACUUCCACUGCCAGGUGCAGUUCGCCCUGGCGGUGCUGGAUGGCUCCGUCUCGUUGCCCUUGGCUGCUCUGAUGGAGCAGGAGGUGCUGGAGGAGCUGCAGGAGAAGGAGCAGCGAGGCGUUCAGCAGCGCCACCUGAUGGUGCUCCAGCAGCAGCAGUGGGAUUACUGCUCGAUGCUCGCUGACACCGCUCAGUUCCCCCCGCUGCCGCCUGCCGUCAGGAGUCUGUACGAGGAGGUGUGGAGGCAGCGCCGAGAACACCCCAAACACUACCGGAGAAACAACUACCGUCUGAUCACAGACGACCGCUGGGAGCUCGUUCACUGACCGAGACAAUAGCUGAUACCUUACCUUACCUUAGCUAAGGAGGUUUAAAGCCGAUGCAGAUUAACAGUAUUAAUAUAUAAUAACAGAUGAAUAACUACCGGAGACUCAACUACCGCCUGAUCGAUGGCGACCGCUGGGAACUCGUUUACUGACGGAGAUAAUUGCUGAUACUUAAAACAGAUUAACAAUAUUAAUAUAUAAUAACAGAUUCAUAUUAAAAAACAAUAAAUCUGAAAACUACCGGAGACUCAACGACCUCUGGGAAGAAUUUUGAAGUCUCAAAAAGUGUGAGACUGCAUUAAAAAACUCUUAAUAAGUUCUAAAAAGUCUUUAACAUUGUAAUAAGUAUUAAACGGUAUAAUUAUCUAAAAGCUACUACCGGAGACUCAACUACCGGAUAGUUAGAGACAACAGCUGGGAGUCUUAAAAAGUAUUUAAGUCUAAAUAAGACUUAAAAUGUGUUAAAAGUCUUUAAAAGUCCUCAUACGUCUUUAAAAGUCCUCAUACUUCUUUAAAAGUUUUCAUACUUCUUUAAAAGUUUUCAUACUUCUUUAAAAGUUUUCAUACUUCUUUAAAAGUCCUCAUACGUCUUUAAAAGUCCUCAUACUUCUUUAAAAGUCCUCAUACUUCUUUAAAAGUCCUCAUACGUCUUUAAAAGUCCUCAUACGUCUUUAAAAGUCCUCAUAUUUCUUUAAAAGUCCUCAUACGUCUUUAAAAGUCCUCAUAUUUCUUUAAAAGUCCUCAUAUUUCUCAUACGUCUUUAAAAGUCCUCAUACGUCUUUAAAAGUCCUCAUACUUCUUUAAAAGUUUUCAUACUUCUUUAAAAGUCCUCAUACGUCUUUAAAAGUCCUCAUACUUCUUUAAAAGUCCUCAUACUUCUUUAAAAGUCCUCAUACUUCUUUAAAAGUCCUCAUACGUCUUUAAAAGUCCUCAUAUUUCUUUAAAAGUCCUCAUAUUUCUUUAAAAGUCCUAUAAGUGUUCAAUAAGAACAGGAGAAGAUCAAAGAAAAGCAGACGCUGUGAAAUAAAUAUGCAAAAAGGAAAUAUUCAAAAAAGUGAUUUAAUUGGUUCUGAAACUAGAAAUAACUGAUUAAAUAAACUCAAGAACUCUCACCUGAAGAGGACAGUAGAAGUCAUCGUAGAAUUUAACAAUGUAACGUCAAUAAUGAAGACCACAACUCCCAUGAUGCAACACUACGUCACCUCUACGUCUUUUUUACUGUUUCUUUUUAAGGACCUUCAGCAACAGAGAUUCACUUUUGAUUUUCCACUGAACUUUUUGAAGAUGUUGUGUAACUUUGUUUUAAUACUUACUGAUCACUGAAUGUGUGAAAUGAUUGAUCACAGAGGCUUGAUUAAAAAAAUAGGAGUCUUACCUCAUUUAUUAAAAUAAAA